Molecule: messenger RNA, 664 nt
Organism: Suncus etruscus (white-toothed pygmy shrew)
Lineage: Eukaryota; Metazoa; Chordata; Mammalia; Eulipotyphla; Soricidae
Gene: ADM
Product: adrenomedullin
Exons: 4
Coding region: 116-664 (182 amino acids)
Biological process (GO): adenylate cyclase-activating G protein-coupled receptor signaling pathway; positive regulation of heart rate; adrenomedullin receptor signaling pathway
Cellular component (GO): extracellular region
Molecular function (GO): adrenomedullin receptor binding; hormone activity
Source: RefSeq, a predicted model, not a curated record
UACCUCGAGUUCUGACCGCAGCUCGGGCGUCGGGGCUUGACCGCUGCCAGAGUGACGUCUUGGGACUUUCUCUUCCCAGAUCUUGACAGAGCAGGGUCUGUGCUUCGCCGCCGGGAUGAAGCUGGUUCCCUUCGCCCUGAUGUACCUGGGCGCCUUAGCUUUCCUAGGCGUGGAGACUGCGCCGCUCGACGUGGCGUCGGAGUUCCGAAAGAAGUGGAAUCAAUGGGCUCUAAGUCGUGGGAAGAGAGAACUUCGGGGGUCCAGCAGCCAACCCGCCGUGGUCCCAGACUCGAAAUCCGGGCCCGUGCCGAUUGCCUCUCAGCCCCUAGACGAGAAGGACACCUCUAGAAAACCCGAGGCCAGCGGUCCGAACGUAGCCCGUCCCCGAGUCAAGCGUCAAGGACAGGGCAAGACCAGCCCGCGGGGCUGUCGCUUCGGGACGUGCACAAUGCAGAACCUCGCGCAUCAGAUCUACCAAUACACGGACAAGGACAAGGACAGCUCGGCCCCUCCGAAGAAACUUAGCCCCCAGGGCUACGGGCGCAGACGCCGACGAUCUCUGCCCGUAGCUGGCGAGCAACGACGGACUCUGCUGGUCCCGGAGUUAGCAGCGGGCAAACCCCAAACUCUUCGGGCACGUCGAAUGCUCAACAACUCCUUUUAG